Messenger RNA from Cyphellophora attinorum, 1395 nucleotides. RefSeq names its product putative oxido C1F5.03c. Gene Ontology annotation, biological process: retrograde transport, endosome to Golgi. Gene Ontology annotation, cellular component: late endosome; cytoplasm. The record is from RefSeq and is a predicted model, not a curated record. The transcript has 3 exons. Gene Ontology annotation, molecular function: oxidoreductase activity. The coding region runs from base 1 to 1395 and encodes 464 amino acids. Lineage: Eukaryota; Fungi; Ascomycota; Eurotiomycetes; Chaetothyriales; Cyphellophoraceae.
AUGGCCACCGUGAUCAUCGGUGGCGGAAUCAUAGGUCUCGCCACCGCCUACUAUCUUUCCGAGGAAAGACCACCAGUAGAAGGCUCGAACCCUUCAAUACACGUCGUUGACUCAUCCCACUCACUACUCCUCUCUGCAUCGGGCCAUGCGGGCGGCUUCCUGGCGAAGGAUUGGUUCUCACCGGCGUCAGCAUCGCUGGGCGGACUCUCAUUUGCUCUGCACAGAAGACUGGCGGAUGAGCAUGAUGGCUUCAGGAAGUGGGGCUACGUGGGCACGAGAACGUACUCAUUGAGCAUUGACGAGCGAGGCGUGGGCAGUGCAGCGAAGCAGUCGCGUGGGGAGGACUGGGUGACCUCAGGGACGUCGCGAGCUGGGGUUGCGCCAGCAAACGCAAGGGAGGACUCUGCACGGGAACAGAAUGCGAUAGAUGCGACAGAGAUGCUGAAUCCAGACGGAUCGCGACAUGCUUCACGCCACAGCCGUCUGUUCCUCAUCGAAAAGUGCAAGGCACGCAGCGUCGAAUUCCAUCUCAGCACGACGCCACUAGGUAUCGAGACUGAUCCCAAGACGAACAACAUCAGUGGCUUGUCCUGUUCGUUCUACAACGAGGACCGGAGAACGACCAACGAAGAUGUUCUGCCGUGCAAUACCUUGAUCAUGACAGCUGGAGCUUGGACGCCAGCCGUCUUCAAGACCCUCUUCCCCUCGUCGAAGCUGCGCAUACCCAUUUCUCCACUAGCUGGCACGAGUCUCCUCGCUCGUUCGCCUCGUUACACCACGCCAUUUUCGCUGGACGCCUCAGCUACGGAUCCGAGUCGAAAUGAGAACCACAGUAUGGGCUACGCCAUCUACUGUAGUCCCAUGCCACCCACAUUUCGUGGUCACCGAUACUCUUAUGCACCCGAAGCAUUCGCUCGCUUAGGUCCCGACUCUCGACCAGAAAUCUGGAUCGGCGGCCUGAAUCAUCCACACUUGUCUCUUCCAAAGAAAGCAGAAGACGUGGAGGCUCUCAGACAGAGCAGGGGUACGGCAGAUGUGGAUGAGCUACGCAAGUGCCUGGUCCAACUCUGUGGCAAAGUAGCGCUCGAAAACAGUGAUGCUCGAAACAGUGGUCUGAACGAAGAUGAUUUAGACAUCGUCCGUCAAGGACUGUGCUUUCGGCCCGUCAGCCAGACGGGUGUUCCACUCAUCGGUAGGCUGGAUGAGAAGCUGCUUGGGAGUGAGAUCAAGAAGGUGGAUUCAGGAGGCGUGUUCAUAGCAAGCGGGCAUGGUCCGUGGGGCAUCAGUCUGAGCCUAGGGACCGGGGAGCAGAUGAUCACGAAUGGGCAGCAACGUACCAAGAAGGUUGACCCCGAGAAGCGACGAGAUCGUACUAUGAAAGUCAUCAACUUUUAA